Messenger RNA from Phyllopteryx taeniolatus (common seadragon), 2217 nucleotides. It is a transcript of the gene nudcd1, whose product is annotated as NudC domain containing 1. The record is from RefSeq and is a predicted model, not a curated record. NCBI's taxonomy places the organism in Eukaryota, Metazoa, Chordata, Actinopteri, Syngnathiformes, Syngnathidae. The transcript is spliced from 10 exons. The coding region runs from base 111 to 1877 and encodes 588 amino acids.
AAUGUCGCCGACUGGAAAACACUUGACGCGUCACUACCGGUACAUGGCAACGUUCCCUCUCCAACGAAAAGAAACGUGAAUUUUGACAGUUGAAAUAUUAAAUCAAGACGAUGGCCUCGUCGAAUUAUACCCUGAAAGUCAACAGAGACUUGUUGGACCCAAACUUUGAGAGUUACCGGCUCUCCCUGGACCCCAUACCGACGUACGACGUUGAGCUGGACGCCGCCGUGGAGGAGGUGACGUUGAAGGAUUGUCCGUACACGCUGGAGCACGUGCGCGCCUUUGCCAUGUACAAUUACCUCCACUUGGACCCCUGGUACGACGACAGCGUGUUGUUUGUGGACUGCAAAGGGCGAGUGCUCAGUCUCACCGUCACCCUGGACACAGUGCUGGGCAAGCCGAGGGAGGUGUUCCGCCUGGCGACCGAAGUCGAACGACGCGAGGACCGCGUGUGCCCCUCCCUCAGCCUCACGUCGGCCACCUGGGCCGCCCUCUCCGACGGCGCCGGGCGACUCUACCUGCUUCGCACCAGCAAGCGGGGAGACAGCACCCACGGAAAGUGGGAGCCCUUGUUCACAGAGGACUUGGGGGAGCCCUUCAUCGUCCUCCACAGCGUGGCCCACGUCCAGGCGGGCGCCCACACGCUGGAGGUCCUGCUGCUCCGCGUCGUCAAGGACCCUCAGGAAACGGCCGGAAGUGGAUACUCGGUGACACUCGAGUGGAUCACGGUCGCCAACGCGCCGGGGCAAGGCUUGGAGAAGAAUUACGAAGUGAAGAAGAGGCGGCUCCUCCGGGGAAAGUCGGUGCCUCAUUAUGCCGCCGUGACGCCGCAGGGCGACGGGCUGAUGGUGGCGUCGGAGAAGCCCUUCGCCUUCACGCACUUGGACGGCCAGCCCCUCAAGCAGCCGCAGCCGGCGGCGGGCGAGCCCCCCGUGGAGCUGGACAAGCCGGAUCCCGUCUACUUCUGGCAGCAGACGUCGGACGACGUCACGGCCAACGUGCGCCUGCCCGAGGGCGUGACCAAGGACGCGAUCCAGUUCCGGCUGACGGCGGACACGAUCAGCGUCGGCGUGCGGGGAUCGGCGUCCCUGCUGGAGGGCCAGCUGUACGCCUCCGUAGACCCCGAGGCCUGCACCUGGAUCCUCCGGGAGAACAAAAGCCUGGAAGUGAGCCUGCAGAAGCGCACCGAAGGACCCGUGUGGCCGGAGCUGGUGAUGGGUGACCGUCGAGGCGAGCACGUGAUGAGCGACGAGCAGGCCGCCCUCGUCCGCGAGAGGCUGACCCACCUGACAUCCGAAGACACGCACGCCAAUCCCGACCUGGACAAGCCGGCCUGCAACUCUCAGGAGCUGGAGGACUGCGACGGCUACCCCGAGGACACGUCCAGCCUCGUGCACUUUGACGGCGAGUCGCUCAAGACCACUCAGGUGAACCUGGGCAGCCAUCAGUACCUCUUCACCGUGAGCGCGGACCCGACCCUGAUGCCCUGCUUGUGCCUGCGCCACGACGUGGACGCCCUGCUGUGGCAGCCGCGCCCCGACCGGCCCGCCGACAUGUGGGAGCACGUGGCCACUUUCAACGCCCUGGGCUACGUGCAGGCGUCCAAGCGGGACAAGAAGUUCUCCACGUGCGCGCCCAACUUUUCCUACGCGUCGCUGUGCGAGUGCCUGCGCCGCGCCUUCAUCUACCGCCAGCCGUCCCCGGCGGACGGCGUGCUUUUCAACAGGAAGCUGGGCCGGCAGGUAGGGCAGGUCGCCAAGCAACAGGUGGCCGGCCUGGCCUCGGACAAAGUUGUGCUGGGCUUCAGGGCGACCGACGAGAGGCUCUUCGCCCUCACGUCCGCCAACCUCUUUGUGCUGAAGGUUAAUCAUGAGUAAGAGCGGAACGAGAGCGUUCCGGAACGCAAAGUCACUUCUCCUCGGACUGAAGGUGUCAAAUAUAAAAAGGGGUGGGCAAAAAUUUUGUGCUCAAGGGCCUCAUUGGACAAAUGGGCCAAGUCAUUUUUUCGAGAGGGGGGGGAAGGAAAUAAAUAAAUAAAUAAAUAAAAAUCCAACCAUCCAUCAUCUAUUCACUUUCUUAUACCUCUCAUGUAUAUGUAAAAUAUGGAAAUUCAUACGAAUCUUCUUUUAUUUAGAAUUGAUUCCGAUAGAAUUACGUAAGCAAUAAAAAAAAAUGUCAGAUGGAUAUGUGAAAUUGUGUAUUUUGAUUAUGGAAGUA